Mesorhabditis spiculigera is the source of this 897-nucleotide messenger RNA. Lineage: Eukaryota; Metazoa; Nematoda; Chromadorea; Rhabditida; Rhabditidae. The record is from the annotation of a GenBank genome assembly.
AUGAGUUGUGCAGCGGCGGGUCGUGCGACAUCCCGGAUAUUCAUCUCGCACUCGAAGAACAUCUUUGCCAACCUCGCCUUCGAAGAAUUCCUUUUUCGAACGGGUCGACAUCCCCAUGCAUUGUUAUUGUGGAGCAAUCGACCCUGUGUCGUCAUCGGUCGACAUCAAAACCCGUGGCUUGAGUCUCAUGUUGAAGAGAUCGAGAGACGCGGAGUCGAUUUCGCAAGGCGCCAUUCGGGCGGUGGGACAGUGUAUCACGAUUUGGGAAACUUGAACAUCUCCUUCCUGACCCCCCACGAAGAACAUUGUCGAACCAGAAACUUGAAAUUUAUCGUCGGGGCGGUGGCGGAUCGCUUGGGGAUCCAGUUAGAAAGCACAUCACGAGACGAUAUUUUAUUGAAUGGAAAGAAGGUGUCCGGGACUGCGGCGAGGAUAUCGAAGGGAAGGUCGUAUCAUCAUUUGACACUGCUGGUGGAUACGGAUCGCGAGGCAAUGCACACACUUUUACAUUCUCCACUAGAGGAAUCUAUAACGACAAAUGCGACCCGUUCAACACGAGCGAUGGCUGGCGUUGGUUGCCUACGAGAUUCGCAGCCCUUGCUGACCGUUCCGCGAUUACAAGAAGCGCUAUUAGCAGCAUAUCGCAAAUGUUUUACCGAGUGCGAAACCGAAGAAGUUGACGUUGAUAAUUUGCUGAUUGAAGCCCCGGAAGUGGCCGCCGUCCACGACGAGCUCAUUGACUGGAGCUGGCGAUUUGGAAAAACGCCGAAAUUUCAAGUUGCCGGCCUCUCGGUCGAAAAUGGCUGCAUUGCCGACUCGCCGGACAAGGCUCAACUCGGCCACCGGUUUCAACCCGCACUUCUACGCAAAGGAAUGGAAGCUUCACGGGCAGCUAUC